GCGUCGGCCCCAACAUCCGGUUUACAUCCGGCUUUUCACAGUGGCUUUUUGCCGCUCUCUAGUUUAAGUCUGAAACCAUGAAGCUCGUCACCUGGAAUAUUAACGGCAUCAGGACGUUUAAAAGCGGGAUAAAAAUGGCUCUUGAUAGCUUGGACGCAGAUAUAAUUUGUGUUCAGGAGACAAAAGUCACAAGAGACCUGCUGGAUGAACGGACGGCUAUUGUUGACGGCUACAACUCGUAUUUCAGCUACAGUCGAGGACGCAGCGGUUAUUCAGGUGUUGCGACUUACUGCAGGGAUAAUGCCACUCCUUCUGCUGCUGAAGAGGGACUCACAGGCCUGCUCACCAACCAUGAAGGAGCUGUUGGAUGCUAUGGUGACCACCGUGACUUUUCAAGUGAAGAGCUGCAGCUUUUGGAUAAUGAGGGGCGAGCCGUCAUCACGCAGCACAAAAUAAUGUGUCAAGACACAGAGCAGACUGUUACUGUAAUAAAUGUCUACUGUCCACGCGCUGACCCUGACAAGCCGGAGCGAAAGCAGUUCAAGCUGCAGUUCUACAAGCUGCUUCAGUGUCGGGCCGAAGCGUUAUUAGAAGGUGGGAGCCAUGUUGUCGUUUUAGGAGAUGUGAAUACUUCUCAUCAGCAGAUAGACCACUGUGACCCAAUAAAUAUUGAGGAUUUUGCUGAGAAUCCUGGGAGGAAAUGGCUAAAUAGCUUUUUGUACAGUAGCGUCCAAGAAGAGGAAGAGGAGGAACAUCAUAAAAAAUCAGAGACAACAGAUUGUGUCCAAAUGGGAAAAUUUAUAGACAUCUUCCGCUACUUUCACCCAACUCGUACCAACGCAUUCACCUGUUGGUCCACUCUCACUGGAGCCCGACAGACUAACUACGGCACUCGUAUAGAUUAUAUAUUUGCGGACCACCGGCUGGCCCAGGAGCAGUUUUCGGGGGCAGACAUUAUGCCGGAGGUGGAGGGCUCCGAUCACUGUCCCGUUUGGGCUCACCUGAAAUGUUCGCUUCUUCCUUGCUCCAAACCUCCUCCCCUCUGCACUCGCUACCUGCCUGAGUUUGCCGGCAAGCAGCAGAAACUCUCUCGCUUCCUGGUGAAGGUGGACCAAAAGUCGAAGGAAGCUUUACCUGGAUCCCAGGAAGAGGAGGAAAAGAGGGAGAACAUGAACCCGUUUGGUGGCGAUAGUAAAAAACGACCAUCAGCGUCAGAAUCUGCUGCCCCAAAGGGGAAAAAGUCAAAGACAACAAAUACCUCCUCAAAGCCACAGGGUAACCUCCUUUCUUUUUUCAAACCCAAACUCACAGAUGUUAAACCGUGUGAAAACACACCUGGUCUGAACCAAUUUACCUCAUCGCACAGCAAGUCAAAGGCAUCCGCGACCAGUGAACUGCGUUCAGGAACGGGCGGCACGACUGAACACACUGAGCUUGUUGUUGACGCUCCGUCCCAGCUGUGCACCAGCAGUGCCGCAGGAGAAACGGGCAGCGCGGUGAAGGCCAAACAGCCGGCCUCUCGGCUCCCUGAGGGGCAAUCAGAUGUCAAGAAGGGGGCAUCAUCUGUGUUUUGGAAGUCUGUGCUUCACGGCCCGCCCUCGGCCCCCUGCUGCAAGGUGCACAGGGAGCCCUGUGUGCUCCGUACUGUGAGAAAAGACGGCCCAAACAUGGGCAAACAGUUCUUUGUGUGUGGACGGCCUCAGGGACACGCUUCCAACCCCGAGGCGCGCUGCAACUUCUUCAUGUGGGUAGAAAAAGGAAAGUAAUACAUUUUCUGUUGCAAUACAUUUUCUGUUGCACGACUGUUGAAACGCCAUCACACACACACGCCUCUUCAUUUCACUAUUUUUAUAAACUUUUUUUUUGUCUGACUUAAAAAUAAAAUAGUUUUAUAUUCUGA
Molecule: messenger RNA, 1900 nt
Organism: Gambusia affinis (western mosquitofish)
Lineage: Eukaryota; Metazoa; Chordata; Actinopteri; Cyprinodontiformes; Poeciliidae
Gene: apex2
Product: APEX nuclease (apurinic/apyrimidinic endonuclease) 2
Exons: 6
Coding region: 78-1766 (562 amino acids)
Biological process (GO): base-excision repair
Cellular component (GO): nucleus
Molecular function (GO): zinc ion binding; DNA-(apurinic or apyrimidinic site) endonuclease activity; DNA binding
Source: RefSeq, a predicted model, not a curated record